UCGAGUUCGUCACUAAUGGAUGAUAUCUUGAAUAGAGAAGACCAAAUAAUAUAAGAUAUAAUAAUACAAGUUCACUGUCUUAAUUUCAUCUCACUUUGAAGCCUUUUUCAUAUCACCUUAUUUUAAUGAGGAGGGAAAUCUUGUAUGUCCACGAAUCAAUUGAACGUGCUUGUGAGCCUGAUGAUCGCCAUCGCAUUUAUUGUGUCGGAAUCAAAAAACGCAAAAACAAACCCCGAAUUUAACCAGGAGCCCGAAGACAUACCCAAGAAAUAUUGUGGCAAAGAUCUUGCUGAUACUCUAAGGAAGCUCUGUCGUGGCGUGUACAAUACCCCUGAUAUGCCGUAUAAUAGAGAUCAAGAUGAUAGUUCAGAUAAAAAUCCUGAUAUGCCUUAUAACAGAGAUCAAGAUGAUUGUUCAGAUAAUAAUCCAGAUAAUAGUCUAGAUCUUUAUCUAGAUCUAGAUUUUGAAAAAGAAAUAGAAAAGCCCGAUUAUCCGUCUUAUUGCGAGUUAUUCCUGCAAGCAAGCGCACGGGAAUUGAAUGAACCGUUCGCCGGCAGGCGCUAUCGAAGGGAAACCCAAAAAAGGAAACACCAAAAAAAAGGCAUCGUCGAGGAAUGCUGUGACAACGCGUGCAAUUUAACCGUCCUGCGUACGUAUUGCGGGUAACUGCGGGUAACUCCCUAAGCGCUUGUCCGGAAAUCAGUAAUCCUUCGAACUCCGCUUUAACGUUCGAUCACCCAGCAACCGAAGAAUCCCACAGACACAAGUGCAUAUAUCCAUAUACUCAUGCGCGCGCGCGCGCGCGCGCACACACACACGCGCUCACGCGCACACACACACACACACACGCACGCACACACUCACACACACACACACACACAUACAUUACAUAUGUACAAUACAUGUUUGGAAAGUUUACUAGUUGCAUCAUGACUCAAUCAAAUAUAUACAUAAUUAUCACAUUAUUAUGUAUAUAUUUACGUAAUUUUUUACGAAGAAACUGAUGCUCUUGACGUAUGAUCGUGUGCGGGAUUCUUUUGUUCGCGAUUUCCUUCCGAAAGACGAAAAGGCAGCGAAG
This is a messenger RNA of Camponotus floridanus (Florida carpenter ant), 1078 nucleotides long. Its product is annotated as LIRP-like. NCBI's taxonomy places the organism in Eukaryota, Metazoa, Arthropoda, Insecta, Hymenoptera, Formicidae. Gene Ontology annotation, molecular function: hormone activity. Gene Ontology annotation, cellular component: extracellular region. The record is from RefSeq and is a predicted model, not a curated record. The coding region runs from base 145 to 666 and encodes 173 amino acids. The transcript is spliced from 4 exons.